AAGUAUAGGGAAGAGGUUACUCCCCAGCAUUCUCAGGUAUCCAAAGCAUACCUAAGAAGCUGGGGGUCCGUUCCUUAUUCUAUUGCAACCAUGCAGUCUAAGCACUUUGGUAGCCAGAAACCAAGUUGUAAGAUUAUGAUCUUACACCCAACCAUGGAAGAAUUUGAAGAUUUCACAAAUUAUGUUUACAUGGAGUCGCAAGGUGCACACCGAGCAGGUUUAGCCAAGGUAAUUCCACUGAAAGGUUGGAAAGCCAGACAGACGUACGAUGAUAUCGAUGACAUCUUAAAAGCCGCUCCCCUCCAGCAGGUGACUACUGGGAAGGCAGGUGUGUUUACGCAACACCACAAAAAGAAGAAAGCCAUGACCGUGAGCGAGUAUCGCCGCUUAACAAACAGUGAAAGACACCAGACUCCAUUCUACUCUGAUUUUGAGGAUCUGGAGUGAAAAUAUUGGAAAACACGCCUCUAUGGUUAACCAGUAUAUGGUGUGGAGGUCAGUGGCUCCUUAUUCGAUACAAACACGAAGCAGUGGAACCUUGGACACCUGGGAACCUUUCAGGACCUGCUGGAGCGGGAGUGCGGAGUGGUCAUCGAAGGCGUCAACACCCCCUACUUGUACUUUGGCAUGUGGAAGACCGCCUUUGCCUGGCACACGGAGGACAUGGACCCUUACAGCAUCAACUACCUGCACUUCUGGGAGCCCAAGACGUGGUACGCGGUGCCCCCGGAGCAUGGCCGGCGCCUGGAACGCCUGACCAGGGAGCUUUUGCCGGGCAGCUCGCGGGGCUGUGAGACCUUCCUGCGGCACAAGGUAGCUCUCAUCUCGCCCACAGUCCUCAAGGACAACGGCACCCUCCCCCCCACGCGCUGGAUCGAUUAUGGCAAAGUGGCCUGGGAAUAG
Kogia breviceps (pygmy sperm whale) is the source of this 903-nucleotide messenger RNA. RefSeq names its product lysine-specific demethylase 4D-like. NCBI's taxonomy places the organism in Eukaryota, Metazoa, Chordata, Mammalia, Artiodactyla, Physeteridae. Gene Ontology annotation, cellular component: chromatin; nucleus. Gene Ontology annotation, molecular function: histone H3K9 demethylase activity. Gene Ontology annotation, biological process: chromatin remodeling; regulation of gene expression. The record is from RefSeq and is a predicted model, not a curated record.